Molecule: messenger RNA, 1051 nt
Organism: Amborella trichopoda
Lineage: Eukaryota; Viridiplantae; Streptophyta; Magnoliopsida; Amborellales; Amborellaceae
Product: putative ubiquitin-conjugating enzyme E2 16
Source: RefSeq, a predicted model, not a curated record
CUUCCACUUUGUUUCCCCACAAUAUCUCUCUCUCUCUCUCUCUCUCUCUCUCUCUCUCUCUUUCCCUUCCUCUCUCUUCCCCUUCUCAAGCAUGAGCGCCUCUGCAUCUCGCAAGGCCCUGAGUAAGAUCGCAUGCAAUAGACUCCAGAAAGAGCUCGUGGAAUGGCAAGUCAAUCCACCUGCUGGAUUCAAGCACAAAGUCACUGAUAAUCUACAGAGGUGGGUUAUUGAAGUUCAUGGCGCACCAGGAACUCUCUAUGCGAACGAAACUUUUCAACUUCAAGUUGAUUUUCCUGAGCAUUAUCCAAUGGAGGCUCCUCAGGUUAUUUUUCUCAAUCCUGCUCCUAUGCAUCCUCACAUCUACAGCAAUGGCCACAUCUGCUUAGAUAUUUUGUACGACUCGUGGUCCCCAGCCAUGACUGUUAGCUCCAUCUGCAUCAGCAUUCUAUCCAUGCUGUCAAGCUCAACUGUUAAGCAACGCCCUGCGGAUAACGAUCGUUAUGUGAAGAACUGUAGAAACGGGAGGGGUCCGAAGGAGACGAGAUGGUGGUUCCAUGACGACAAAGUGUAAAUAAUGAGAGCCAAUGCCUGAAAGAGUUGGGUCACUUCACAAGCGUCUGAUCAGUCUCUAGGUUAGAAAAAGAAAGAUGGUGGUUCCUUAAGCAGCAGUCGUAGUGAGCUUUCCUGACAGUGCCAGUCCCAAGAGUCACCUGGUUAAAAGCCUUCUUCAGCUGCUGUAUAUUUCCAUUUUAAUUUGUGUAAAGGGAACGCUCUGUGUUGUAUGUAGUCGAUAGGACCAAAAGACCUUGUGUCGCGUUUUAAGUCAACUUGUGUGCCGCCCUCAGCCAACUCAUUCCGGACUAAUCCUCUUUAACUGAUUCGUGAGUGGUUCAUUUUUCUCUUGCUCUCGUAGUUUGGUUGUAGAGGCCCAACUAAUUAGGGAAAAGGUUGAAAUAAUGCUUAGGUCGUGUAGAAAAAGUAAAGGCGCACCUUAAAAUUUGUAGUUUUGGUGUCGAGAAAUCUUCAAAUUAAUUAUAUCGACCUUGCAUUU